AAAAAAAAGCGUAGGCCUAUCCCCUUCUCCAUCGUAGUUUCUUUGGCGCUCCCUCAGUCAGCCAAAAUCUUUGAAGACUGAAUUUGGAGCAAAAAUGUCUAGCACAAAUCUCCUACAGUUCCCUCUCCUUCAAUCCCACUUCCGCCCACCGUCCACUCUCCUUUUUCCCGCCGUCAAAUCCCAUCUCUCCCUCGCCUCAAUCUCCUUUCCCACCUCCCAAUUCCUUCAUACCCCUUCUCAUGCUUCUCCUGCCUUCGUUCUCAUGGCCAAGUCCCCCAAAAACGACACCUCCGAGCAGAAAUUGAGCCAUGAAGGCUCCGUCGUCGAGUCUCUUCCCAAUGGGAUGUUCAGGGUUCGGUUGGAUAAUCAAGACCUCAUUCUAGGCUACAUAUCCGGUAAGAUUCGGAAGAAUUUUGUUCGUAUUUUGCCUGGUGAUAGGGUUAGGGUUGAGGUUAGUCGUUAUGAUUCUACCAAAGGUCGAAUUGUUUAUAGAAUGCGUAGUACUAAAGAUUCAUCUUCAUGAAUACUAGUUUUGGAUUAUCAUUAUUAUUAUUAUUUGCCUUUAAUGUGUUGAUUUUGUGACAUAUUGUGUACAUUGAUCCCUCUUUUUUUGGCCUUUUUUAGAAUGUAAAAUGACAAACAUUUAGUUUAUUUGAGCUCCUUUGUUUUAGUGAUUUGUAUUUGUGGAUGAAUCACUUGGAGUAUUAGAGCUUGUGAAUUUUUGUCUUGUCUUGUAAUUGUUUUAUACUAAAGAAAGAGGAGUUUCUAAAUGAUAUUGACUUUUCACUUGUUGGGAUCUC
Messenger RNA from Cucumis sativus (cucumber), 800 nucleotides. Its product is annotated as translation initiation factor IF-1, chloroplastic. Gene Ontology annotation, molecular function: RNA binding; translation initiation factor activity; ribosome binding. The record is from RefSeq and is a predicted model, not a curated record. Gene Ontology annotation, biological process: translational initiation. The transcript has a single exon. NCBI's taxonomy places the organism in Eukaryota, Viridiplantae, Streptophyta, Magnoliopsida, Cucurbitales, Cucurbitaceae. The coding region runs from base 95 to 523 and encodes 142 amino acids. Gene Ontology annotation, cellular component: cytosol.